Molecule: messenger RNA, 486 nt
Organism: Schistosoma guineensis
Lineage: Eukaryota; Metazoa; Platyhelminthes; Trematoda; Strigeidida; Schistosomatidae
Source: the annotation of a GenBank genome assembly
AUGGUCGAUCGUAACCGUUUCGAAAUUUUGGAAGAAAACAUCGAAAGUAUUAUUGAUCAUUGUAGAGAGGCUGGAAUUGUUGUUUGUGACUAUCAACCAAGUGUGUCGUUUCAGAAAAAGAUCAAUGAUCUAGUGUAUAAAUUACAGGAUGUGGAUCGUAUGCAAGUUGAAAUGCAAGAUGUACAUGUUCCUAUUGAAUUAUUUUCCAAAAUCGAUGCUGGUCAAAACCCUCAGUUGUACACUCGUGAGUGCAUGGAACAAGCACUAGCCAAGAAUGAGGCAGUCCGUGGAAAAUUAGACAGCCUUCGUCGUUUCCGAAUGUUACUUAUGUCCGAAUUGUCUCGUCAAUUUCCAAAUGAAAUGGCUAAAUAUCGAGCUGUACGUGGUGAUCCUGAAGCUCCGACACUUGGUCCUGCAAUGUCCAGUAACUCUCAAUCAAAUGGAUCUGGUACUGAGACUGGUCCAGAAUCCGUUUCACUUAGAUAG